CCACGCCCUCCCACAGGAGCCACAAGGCCUCCCCGCCCAACCCCGGGCUGAUCCCAGCCAGUCCAGGUUUCCGAGCGCCGGACGUUCCUAGGACUCUGCACUAGCAGCCAAGAUGUCUGACAAUAAGACAGAAGUUGCAGCCGACACCCCAGUGAGCAGUAAGAUGCCAGCACCACAGCCCAGCGUGGUGGACCGAGUGGCCAACCUGCCUCUUAUCGGCUCCACAUGUGAGCUGGUGUCCUCAGCCUAUGCAUCCACCAAGGAGAACCACCCACACGUGAAGACUGUCUGUGAUGUGGCUGAGAAAGGUGUCAAGACCCUGACAGCAGCGGCCGUUAGCGGGGCACAGCCCAUCUUGUCCAAGCUGGAGCCCCAGAUUGUAUCAGCCAGUGAGUACGCCCACCGGGGACUGGACAAGCUGCAAGAAAAUCUGCCCAUCCUACAACAGCCCACGGAGAAGGUCCUGGCAGAUACAAAGGAACUGGUGUCAUCCAAAGUGUCUGGGGCCCGAGAAAUGGUGUCCAACGCAAAGGACACAGUGGCCACCCGGAUGACAGAGGCCGUGGACGUAACCAAGUCAGCAGUGACCAGUGGAGUCCAGUCGGUUAUGGGCUCCCGCAUGGGACAGAUGGUGAUGAGUGGGGUGGACACGGUCCUGGGGAAAUCGGAGGCCUGGGCCGAUAACCACCUGCCCAUGACGGACGCGGAGCUGGCCCACAUUGCUAUAUCACCCGAGGGCUCUGACAUGGCCUCCGUGCAGCAGCAGAGACGGGAGCAGAGCUACUUUGUGCGCCUGGGCUCGCUGUCUGAGAGGCUGCGCCACCACGCCUACCAGCACUCCCUUGGGAAGCUGCGCAGAACACGGCAGGGGGCACAGGAGGCGCUGCAGCAGCUUGUCCAUGGGCUGAGUCUGAUGGAAUCCGUGAAGCAGGGUGUGAAUCAAACACUGGGUGAGGGUCAGGGGAAAAUCCAUCAGAUGUGGCUCACCUGGAGCCAGAAGACACCCCAGGAUGCUGAAAAGGAUCCAGCCAGGCCUGAGAUGGAGUCUCGGGUUCUCAGCAUCUUCAGGGACACAGCCCAGCAGCUGCAGAAUGCAUGCACGGCCCUGGGGGCCAGCAUCCAAGGCCUGCCCAGCCAUGUGAGGGAGCAGGUGCAGCAGGCCCGGGGUCAUGUCAGUGAGCUGCACGCCACCUUCUCCGGCAUCCACUCCUUCCAGGACCUUUCAGCCGGUGUGCUGGCCCAGAGCCGAGAGCGCCUGGCUCAGGCCCGGGAAGCCCUCGACUCUACGGUGGAAUACGUGGUACAGAACACACCAGUCAUGUGGCUGGUGGGACCCUUUGCCCCUGGAAUCACUGAGAAGGUCCCGGAACAGAAACAGUAGGGUUGGCUCAUAGGCAGCUGCUUGGAACCCCCUUUUCCUAAUGAUCUAAACUGAGCAGCUCCUCACCCUCCCUCAGUCUGAAGGAAACAGUUUCCCAUCAGUCCUUUGAAGUAAAAAAAGAAAAAAGAAAAAAAAUUCUAGAAUGUUCUCCAAAAAAUAUUUCUUAAAAAGAAAUUAAGGUAAUCAGUUGUGAUCACACACACCCAUCAUCCCAGCAGAAGUGGGAUGAUCAAGACUUCAAAGCCAGCCUCAGCUCAAAAUAGAUCAGGGUAUAGUAAUAUUCCAUCUCCUUUCCUACAUCAUGGCCUGAAGUAGUGGGCGCAAGGUGGCGACUUGAGAUCUGAAAUUUGUGAAAUUUGUUUCGGAUGAGAAAUGGGCUGUCAGAAGUGCCAGCUUUCUCAAACACCCUGUAGUUAAUAUUGCCUUAAUAAAUUUAACAUGUGGGAAAGUA
Nannospalax galili (Upper Galilee mountains blind mole rat) is the source of this 1832-nucleotide messenger RNA. It is a transcript of the gene Plin3, whose product is annotated as perilipin 3. The record is from RefSeq and is a predicted model, not a curated record. Gene Ontology annotation, biological process: positive regulation of triglyceride storage; lipid storage. Bases 113 to 1381 code for a protein of 422 amino acids. Gene Ontology annotation, cellular component: cytosol; lipid droplet. The transcript has 8 exons. NCBI's taxonomy places the organism in Eukaryota, Metazoa, Chordata, Mammalia, Rodentia, Spalacidae.